AUGUGCAGUUGGGCCCCAGUGCAGCACAACUUCUCCGUAGAAGAUGAGGUAGAACUUGCCAAUUUACCAUACAUGGGUGACGAUCAGGCCGUCGAGGACGUUUCUUUCUACGAGGAGCUGUUGAAUAACUAUGACGGCCGACUGCACGGCAACUUUCCAUUUGACUUUGAUGAGGAUCUCUUGAUACCACUGGUCAGUGAGGUUUCUCGUUCCUGGGCUGAUCUGGAAGCCACCUGCGUCGGCUUCCCACAUACUCCUACCUCCAGCUCUGGGACUGGUCAGAAACCACCCUCUCCAGGAUUAACGGAAACUCCGGGCUUGAUCCAAGAGCUCUCCAAGCCUCAAAUGAACCUGAAAACUGAGGCUAAACGGGCGCCCAAGCUGGAAAUUAAAGAGACUGGACUACCUAACGGUUCUGCUAUCAGUUACUCACAGAAUGGGAUAUCCGAUGUCGUCUCUUCCUCCUCUGCUGCCACAUUGAUGACAGGUGGAACGGCUCGGACGUCACGCAGCUCUGCGUCAGGCGUGACGCCUAUUUCUGGUAUCAAUGGUGAGGCGUUAGCUAACGGUGUAGCCCCUGCCCUGGCAUCUGCCGCAUCUGAUGGUCCAACGCCCAACAAACGCCCUCGAUCGAAUCGACGCUGUGCCAUCGCUGGCUCACAUUCGAGCCUUUCGGGCCAGGUCAUUGUCACCUCAAAGCUUGAGACCAUCAUAGAGCCAGAAGUUGGAUCUACUGUUUUCACUUCAACAUUAUAUGCCCUAGUCACUAAGCCCGAAUGUAUCUCCACUCGUGACCCACCUUUGCCUCCUUCCAGCCCCAUCAAGUUGGAGCCUGUGGGCCGUGCAUCCAGAAAUCUCUCUUCCUGCUUAGUGUCCACAUCCCCAGUUGCCUCCUCAGGUGGAGUUGGCAACUCCUGUUGUAGCCCGUCCUCCUCUUCUUCCCCUUCUCCCUCUUCCACAAAACUAAAUCCCUCUGGCAGCAUGGAAUCGGCAAUGACAUCCAGUCCGACCGCUGUUCCGCCAGUCGGCAGUGCAGUGGCAACCAGUUCUCCAGCGGUUACUGAGCCACAGAGACGCUCGACGGCUAGUGAUAUGUCUUUGAUACCAGAAGCUGUGUUUAUGGCAAUAGCAUCUACUUUUGGAUCAAUCGACGACGUCACUAAGCUCCAGCUACGAUACGUGGAUACCAGAGACAGAAUGAAUUCAUCUCAGGUUGUUAUUACCCCAUUUCUUCGUCUUAUUCGAUAUGCUGGAGGAAACUGCUUUUUGUCUCGAAUUUAUGUUGAACCAGCCCUUAACAAUUUGAUGACUUUAGGCAAAUAA
Molecule: messenger RNA, 1323 nt
Organism: Protopolystoma xenopodis
Lineage: Eukaryota; Metazoa; Platyhelminthes; Monogenea; Polystomatidea; Polystomatidae
Source: the annotation of a GenBank genome assembly